Messenger RNA from Medioppia subpectinata, 529 nucleotides. Lineage: Eukaryota; Metazoa; Arthropoda; Arachnida; Sarcoptiformes; Oppiidae. The record is from the annotation of a GenBank genome assembly.
GACCGGCAUUUAGGGGGCGAUUAUCGCGAUUACUGUAUAGUUGUAUGGCUUGUAUUGAAUGGUAUAAUAAGGAUAAUAUAGUUAAAGUAAAUACACGUUUAAAUUGUUGUUAAUUGGGGUUAAAUUGAGGUGAAAAUCGUGAGGCGAUGGCUAAUCGGAUCAAAAUGACUCCCAUUAGGUUUGGGCUAACAAUGGCCGCCUUCGUGGGCGCCGUCGGAGCGGCCAUGUAUUCAGUGUUCAUAUAUCCCGUACAACACGUCGAUUAUUACAAGGAGAGACAAUCGCUGAACAGGAAGGGUAUCAAACAGGAGGACAUACAGCCGGGAGGGAUGCGGGUUUGGUCCGACCCUUUCGACCGCAAAUCAUCGUAAAUCACGCCAUAAAACUCAUCGCACGUUAAACUAGUUGUUAAUUAUGUAAUUAAUAGGCUUUUAGAUGAUUGGAUUAACUGUACGAUUGAUAAGACAUUUUGUGUCAUUAAAUGUAUAUAAAAUAAAUUCAAAAUCAAUUUACUGUUUAACUAAUCAAA